AUGGCUUCUUCCUCAAAACGCGUGUCGACCUUGAGAUCAGCCUUGCAUGCUAGUGCAGAUGGCCGUCGCUUCUCCCUGCAUCCAGAGGAUGAGCAUUCUUCCAGUGCCCACCAGAACCUGAGAUCCGACCCCGCGCACAGAGUUCAUGCUGGUCUAGACACCUCUAGAGUUAGCACUGGUGUCAUCUGGGUUACAGAGCAAGCUGCUAAACAUGGCUAUGCCGACGAGCCUCAGAAAUGGGCCAAUCUGGGUCAAGGCGCCCCUGAAGUCGGAGAUGACAUUGAAGGAUGCUUUCCCCGCCCUACCUCGAUUCCUGUAACCCUUCAAGGUCAAGAGUAUGGGCCUGUCGUGGGAAUCAAACCCCUCAGGGCUGCUGUUGCCAAACUCUACAAUGAGCACUACCGCCAGGGCAAGGAGUCUCAAUACACGUGGGAGAAUGUGUGCAUCGUGCCGGGAGGAAGAGCAGGCCUGAUCAGGAUCGCUGCUGUGCUUGGCAACGCAUAUUUGGGAUUCUUCAUUCCUGACUAUACUGCGUAUAGUGAGAUGUUGAGCCUGUUCCGAAACUUUGUGGCCAUCCCUACCCCCUUGUCCUCCGCCGAUGGGUACCACAUUCAUGCUGAUAAGGUUGCGGAUGAGCUUGCUCGGGGAACAACCGUUAUCUUGACUUCGAACCCGCGCAAUCCUACGGGCCAUGCUUUGGAUCCAGAUGAAUUGUCACUGAUACAGGACAUCUGCCGGGACAGGGCUACCUUGAUCUUUGACGAGUUCUAUGCUGGCUACAAUUACAACUCGGGCUGUGACGGCAGCACGAUUUCGGCCGCAAGCAAUGUUAUUGACGUUGAUAAGGACGAUGUCAUCUUGGUCGACGGUCUGACGAAACGUUUCAGACUUCCUGGUUGGCGCGUUGCCUGGAUCGUCGGUCCUAAACCAUUCAUCCAAGCCCUCGGAUCGUCCGGGAGCUACCUUGAUGGAGGAACCAACGUGCCAUUCCAGGAGGCCGCAGUCGAAAUGCUGGACCCGCCCAAAGUACGAGAGGAGAUGAAGGCUCUCCAACGCCAUUUCAAGAUGAAGCGUGACUAUGUUCUCAAACGACUGAGAGAGAUUGGCUUUAAUCAAGGCGACCAAGAAAUCCCCGACAGCACGUUCUAUAUUUGGCUCGACCUUACAACGCUGGACCCGCCCUUGCCCAAGGAUAGUGCCAUUGAUCUCUCCAACGGUCUCUCCUUCCUGGACGCGCUCUUGAAGGAGCGGACCAUCGUCGUUCCGGGAAUUUUCUUCGACCUGAACCCUUCAAAGAGACGAGACCUGUUCGAUAGUCCUUGCCACCACUUCGUGAGGAUAAGCUACGGACCCAAGAUGUCUGUGCUCAAGAUGGGGCUUGACGGUAUUGAGCGAGCGGUCAAGCGCGCCAGAGGCGAAACUGUACAGGAUGAUCGUGCCACCCAAGAGGAAUCCGAAGCACGAAGCCCCCAAAGUCCAAUUCAAUCAGAGAAAGGGGCGGGGCAUGGCGAGCACUCUCACUGA
Molecule: messenger RNA, 1524 nt
Organism: Capronia epimyces CBS 606.96
Lineage: Eukaryota; Fungi; Ascomycota; Eurotiomycetes; Chaetothyriales; Herpotrichiellaceae
Exons: 3
Coding region: 1-1524 (507 amino acids)
Biological process (GO): biosynthetic process
Molecular function (GO): pyridoxal phosphate binding
Source: RefSeq, a predicted model, not a curated record